Messenger RNA from Prunus armeniaca (apricot), 1125 nucleotides. The record is from the annotation of a GenBank genome assembly. Lineage: Eukaryota; Viridiplantae; Streptophyta; Magnoliopsida; Rosales; Rosaceae.
AUGCUCUGUUCGGUACCUGCCAGCAAGUCCGGUUCGAACUGGCUGGACCGGCUCCGGUCAAACAAGGGCCUUCCGACCGGCGACAAUCUUGACCUCGACCACUUCCUUAGCCGAAACACAAACUCUUCCUCGGAAUUCCCAACUCCCAAUGUCUCAUCGUCCACAGAGUCGACUCGGCCGGGUUCUGACCGAGUGGUGAAUCAGUCCACAACCUCGUGCCCGAACCGAGAUAACCAGGGAGAGGCAUUCAUCGGCCUGAUGAACACCGUUCUGUCGGAGCUAUUUUUCAUGGGCGGCUCCGACGAACGUUCCAAACUUUUAGGGAAAAAGAUUCCUAGAAAACAAGCAAACCCCAGAGUUUGUGUCGCUUCCACGACCAACUCUGACAGCAAUGCUGCUACUGCAAACGCCGCCGAAGAGAAGAGCUCCGACUGGGGUCGAAAUGACGAAAAUGUCCUCGACAAAGCAGUGUGCUUGGACUCGCAAAACGGCAGCUUGAUGAAGAAUAAGGACUUGGGAAAUGUGGGUGGUGAGGAAGGUGAGGAGGUGGAAGAGGAGGAAGAGGAAGAGAAGGAGGAGUUGAGAGAGCUGAAAGGGUAUUCGAUCAGCGAAGUGACGGUGAUCGAUACGAGUUGUGGGGUUUGGAAGACGGAGAAGGUAGUGUUUAGAAGGAAGAAUGUGUGGAAAGUAAGGGAGAAGAAGGCCAAAGUGAGGAAGUUCGGGAGACGUAAGAGAAAAGUGGUUGAUGAGGAAGUUGGUGUUGAAGGCGGUGAUGACAUUGACAAGAAGAAGGCUAAGGUUUCAGCUUUGAAGGAAGCUGAUGGGGAUGAAUGUAUAGCUCUCAAGUCCACUGAAGGACAGAAUUCACAGAAUGACACAAGCAAUGAAGUCUGUGAGGACACACCAGAUAGUCUUAACGAAAGAAGGGAGGAAUUUGGCAAAGACAUGCCAGGUGCUAAAAGCAAAGAUGCCAAGAAGGGGUUUCCUUUGAGCAGAUCACCAAGAAAAAUGAAAAAGGGUGACUCCUCUGUUAUACUUAUUAAAGGCAUUCCUACCGACAAUAAAAAUGGAGGAAAGCUUCUGAGAACGUGUCUCAAGGACAUCCAAAAGCAAUACACGGCUUGA